ACAAAAACCACAGAGAGCUCUUUUGUUAGCCAGCGCGCAGAUAAAAAGAUAAAAGAGCGAUAGAAAAGUGGUCUGAACACUCUACAAGCUCCACUCCCCCUCCGCGUGAUCCCCACAGACGAGAUAUGACCAUGUCCAAUUGGCGAGCAAGCGGCUGGUUGGCGCCCGCGCGGCUGCUUCGUGUGGUGCGCGGCAAGUCCGACUACAGCAAGACGGCCAAGAAUCUGAAGAUCAACAAGGAGACCAAGCUGCUGGUGCAGGGAUUCACCGGCAAGCAGGCCACCUUCCACUCGCAGGAGGCCUUGAAGUACGGCACCAAUGUGGUCGGUGGCGUGUCGCCUAAGAAGGGCGGCACCAAGCACCUGGACAAGCCGGUCUUCAAGAGCGUCGCGGAGGCGACGAAAGAGUUGAAGCCGGACGCCACCGUGAUCUUCAUUCCGCCGAGCAAUGCCGCCGAUGGCAUACGUUCGGCCAUCGAGAGCGAGAUCGGUCUGAUCGUGGCCAUCACGGAGGGCAUACCGCAGGUGGACAUGGUUCGCAUCAUGCAGAUGCUGAACUGCCAGGAGAAGUCCCGCCUCCUGGGCCCCAACUGCCCGGGCAUCAUCUCCCCCGAUCAGUGCAAGAUUGGCAUCAUGCCCGGCGACAUCCACAAGCGCGGCUGCGUCGGCAUCGUCUCCCGUUCGGGCACCCUCACCUACGAGGCCGUCCAGCAGACCACAAAGACCGGCCUCGGCCAGACGCUGUGCAUCGGCUGUGGCGGCGACCCCUUCAACGGCACCAAUUUCAUCGAUGGACUCAAGAUCUUCCUGUCUGACCCCGAGACCAAGGGCAUCAUCCUCAUUGGCGAGAUCGGCGGCAGUGCCGAGGAGGACGCCGCCGAGUUCCUCAAGCAGCACAACUCCGGCUGCAAGGCCAAGCCCGUUGUCAGCUUCAUUGCCGGACAGACCGCCCCGCCCGGCCGUCGCAUGGGCCAUGCGGGUGCCAUCAUUGCCGGCGGCAAGGGCACGGCCCCGGCCAAGGUUAAAGCACUGGAGAAGGCAGGCGUCAUCGUGUCCCAAAAUCCCUGCCACAUGGGCUCCACCCUCUACAAGGAGAUGCUGCGCCUCAAGCUCGUCCCCAAGAAAGAGGAGGCCGGCUCCAGCAACAAGAAGUAGGCCCAAAAGGAUAGAAAGAUUUCCGUUAAGGGUUCCCUUCAAGAGUUACAAAUAAAUAAAGAACAUGCAAUAGCCCAA
Drosophila persimilis is the source of this 1232-nucleotide messenger RNA. RefSeq names its product succinate--CoA ligase [ADP/GDP-forming] subunit alpha, mitochondrial (gene Scsalpha2). Gene Ontology annotation, cellular component: succinate-CoA ligase complex (ADP-forming); mitochondrion. The record is from RefSeq and is a predicted model, not a curated record. Bases 126 to 1154 code for a protein of 342 amino acids. Gene Ontology annotation, biological process: tricarboxylic acid cycle. Lineage: Eukaryota; Metazoa; Arthropoda; Insecta; Diptera; Drosophilidae. Gene Ontology annotation, molecular function: succinate-CoA ligase (GDP-forming) activity; succinate-CoA ligase (ADP-forming) activity. The transcript has a single exon.